UUCGUUUUUUACACAAUGCUGGAUUGAAUGCUGCCUACUCGGCAGAUCUGAAUGAAUACAGAAGGAAGACGACAGCAGAGAGAUGUGGUGGGUGCUGUGGGUGCUCACUGCCUUGCUGGCUCUCGUCUGCACCCUGGAUGUGGGGUACUUCCUCCGGGCAGCUGCUGUGAUCCUUCGGGCCUGGUUCCAGCCUCCAAUCCGGGACGUCACAGCAGAGCAGAUCCAAACAGGCCGGGUCGCCCCCCGCGACAUUGACAUGUGCCACAUGAACAACGCUCGUUACCUCCGGGAGUGUGACUUUGCCCGCUUCUCUCUCUACAUGCGCAACGGGGUGUUCAAGGCACUGCGAGCACUCAAAGCCUCAAUGGUGGUGGGGGCCACCACCAUCCGUUACCGCAGGGCCCUGUGCAUAGGUGAGGGGUUCGAGCUGCGGAGUCGCAUCGUCACUUGGGAUGACAAAGCUUUUUUCCUGGAGCAGAGAUUCGUGUCGACAAAAGAUGGUUUGGUGUGUGCCGUCAUGUACUGCAAGCAGAGUGUCGUACGCAGCAGCCCAGACAAGAUCAUGCAGCACCUGUGUAAGCGGAAGGUGGAGUGCCCUGAGUUUCCAGAGGACCUUCAGCACUGGGUCAACUUCAUCUCCGCCAGCAGCCAGGCCCUCAGAGCCGAGAGUGGACUAGACGAGAAGAACAAAUAAGACUUUAGAUUGACUUUUUGUAUGACAGCUCAGGAUUAAAAGGACAUGUGUCUUCUGUUCACAAUGACUCGACUUAAACACACUUGUGCCUACACGUCUGAAUUUAAGCUUGACUAAGACCCCGAUACCUGUCAAGACUGGAAAGAACAGCACACCAGAUUAUUUGGAGAGGCUGAAAACGGAUUACUCAUUCAGUAAUAAAGUAUUGUAGAAAGUUAAUCUUAUGUGUAUAAUGGUGGCAAUAAAACUGAUUUUGAAAUACUAUUGCAUUUUUAUGCCUUCACUAUGCAUAUG
Messenger RNA from Anarrhichthys ocellatus (wolf-eel), 988 nucleotides. RefSeq names its product protein THEM6-like. NCBI's taxonomy places the organism in Eukaryota, Metazoa, Chordata, Actinopteri, Perciformes, Anarhichadidae. The transcript is spliced from 3 exons. The record is from RefSeq and is a predicted model, not a curated record. The coding region runs from base 83 to 694 and encodes 203 amino acids.